AUGGAUAUAUAUGCAUAUAGAGACUACCGCCCAUCAAUGGCCAAAAAUGCCCUUCUAGUUCACGGUGAUAUUGCUCGUGCAACACCUUCAACACAUAAUCUUCCUCCAGAAAAUUAUGUUUACGGCAUAAAAUCAAAGAAAGAAGCCGGCGUUAAAGAAAUGUUUGACAAUUGGGCUGCACUUGAGAAUCAACCACAAUCGGCACGUCGUGAUAAAGAAUUUAAGCCAAAACAAGAUUAUAUCGCCACAAAUCGUUCAGCUGUUAAACAUGGAUGCAUUACAUCUCGAGAGUUUAGGGAAUACCAAAUCGAACACCCAAUAAUGCAAAAGCAAAAAGUUUUUGCUCCAAAUUCAGAAACUCCAGAAGCCUUCCACAAUCGUGUUUCUCAGAUGGUUCAUGGAAAAGCAACACCUACUUUCAGCGAAAUGGAUGAUUGCAUGCAUUUCAAGACUGGCCGCGCUUUAGAGCAAAAAGCAUGGGAAAAGAAGCGUGCAGAGCAAGAAAGACGCUCUCUCGACCAAAGCAAAGGAACUAUUGCACAGAGAUCUCAUCGCCCUACAAAAGCUUCAAUUGGACAUCAAUAUGUCGCCAAAGAACCAAAUCCAGUUGAUUCUUUCAAGAUGAAGAGAUUCCUUGCCAUUAAUCGUUGCUCUGUUGUUGAUCACUGGUAA
Trichomonas vaginalis G3 is the source of this 672-nucleotide messenger RNA. RefSeq names its product protein of unknown function (DUF4483). Bases 1 to 672 code for a protein of 223 amino acids. The record is from RefSeq and is a predicted model, not a curated record. The transcript has a single exon. Lineage: Eukaryota; Parabasalia; Trichomonadida; Trichomonadidae.